Molecule: messenger RNA, 3870 nt
Organism: Limanda limanda (common dab)
Lineage: Eukaryota; Metazoa; Chordata; Actinopteri; Pleuronectiformes; Pleuronectidae
Gene: sidt2
Product: SID1 transmembrane family, member 2
Exons: 25
Coding region: 563-3106 (847 amino acids)
Cellular component (GO): membrane
Source: RefSeq, a predicted model, not a curated record
ACGCUAAUCGCACUGAUUCUUCCACACUAUACACACUGAGCAUGACAAAUGUUGUUGAACGAAGCCAAGACGCCGUGACAGCCCUUCACUCUGACCUGAGAGAAACAACAACAAUAAGCUGCAUUUACUUUCCGCUCAGUCCGCGACGGUGGAGCUGAACUGAGAUUUCAAAACAAGGAGCUACAUUACUCAGACGAUGCUAGCGCUAGCUGGCUAGCAGCCUGCUGGGCUUCGGCGGUGCAGAUGAAGAGGAACUGGGUGUCGCCUUCAUCGUGUGCUCUUGUAACUUUCGUCAUCCGCUGCAUUGUUGACUGUUCGUUGCUGCGGAUGUGAACGGGACGUGGAGCGAGUCCGUGUUGGAGGUGAGCCCCCGCUGCGUCCUGAGCUCGCCCUGGUAGCAUCCGUGUGUGUGUGUCUCUGGUGGAAGUGGAACAGCUGAGCUAGCCAGCUUGCUAUCACAGUGUUUGCUGCUGAAUGGGGAGCAGGUUUUAUUAGUAUUGCCGGACAGGCUCGAGUAACGUGAGGAAUCUGUCGGCGGCUCAGGAGGACGGUGUCGGACACAAUGUUGUUCAGGAGUUGCUGGAAGUCUCGCCAUAAAAGCGGCUGUGGACCAGCUGCUUCCUGCUGGAUCCGAGCCGGACUGGCCGCCCUGGUCUGGAUGUGUGUGAGCCACCUGGUCUGCGGCGCGGCGGCGCUGGGGGAGACCAAGAACGUGGUGCAGAAGGACGCAGAGUUCGAUGUCACCUACAAUGACACGGUGACGAGUGUGAACCAGACCAUCUACGCGUUCAACCAAACCGUCACCAGGAACAAGACGGAGGGAGUACGCGUGUCCGUGGACGUGCUGUCACGGGGCUUGGAGAGUCCUAUUCUGUUUGUGGUGCGACAGAAGCAAGCAGUGCUCUCCUUCCAGAUCCCCCUCAUCCUGAGAGGCCUCUACCAGAGGAAGUACCCUUAUGAUCAUGUGGGCCGGACAUUGUGCCAGCCUCCGUCACGGGUCGCCUCUGAAACCCAGUUCUUUUAUGUAGACGUCUCUACCCUGUCCAGCCAGGGUACAAACUACCAGCUUAGGGUCAGCCGUGUGGAAAGCUUCACCCUUCUGACAGACAAGAAAUUCAGCUUUACUGCAUCACCAUCCCAACCUCAGUACUUCAAGUAUGUCUUUAAAGAUGGGGUGGACACUGUGAUCGUCAAGGUCAACUCAGACAUGACCUUCCCCUGCUCUGUGAUGUCCGUCCAGGACAUCCAGUGCCCUGUCUAUGACCUCGACAACAAUGUGGCCUUCAUUGGGAUGUACCAGACAAUGACCAAAAAAGGUGCCAUCACUGUGCAGAGAAAAGAUUUUCCAAGCAACAGUUUCUAUGUGGUGGUCGUGGUAAAAACAGAGGACGAGGCAUGUGGCGGUCCGCUGCGGUUCUACCCUCUUAGUCCUGAUGAGCUGAUGGACGCCGGCAACCGCAGCAAGAGCAUCGAUGUGGUGGUCACCCCUGCCAUCGAUUCAAAGGUGUAUGUGAUGGGCAUGCUGUUCUGUCUGGGUAUCUUCUUUUCCAUCUACCUGCUCACCUUCAUUGGGGCCUGUCUGGAGAAAAAGCGAAUGAAAGAGACGAGAGUAGACUAUCUGAAUCCUGCUGACAUGUCGCCUGCUGAGACAGGCAAGACUCCAGUCUCACCGUGUGAAUAUGGCUCCAUUGCUGACAACGGCAGCACUCUGAGCUCUGAGGCCAUCACUGACAGCGCCACCUCCACUGAUAAUAACUACGGAUACAUGGAGCGAUCGCUGGACAGUGUUGGACGAAGCAGGCGGGAGUCUCUGAGCUCUGUGGAGGAGGAUGACUAUGACACACUGGAUGACAUCAAUUCAGACAAAAACAUAGUCCGCACCAAGAAAUUUCUGUACGUGUCUGACCUGUCCCGCAAAGACAAGAGGGUCCUCAGCAAGAAAUAUCAAAUAUACUUCUGGAACAUUGCCACCAUUGCUGUCUUCUACGCCCUGCCAGUCAUCCAGCUGGUCAUCACCUAUCAAACGGUUGUCAAUGCCACAGGAAACCAGGACAUUUGCUACUACAACUUCCUGUGUGCCCACCCCCUGGGAGCUCUAAGUGCAUUCAACAACAUACUCAGUAACGUUGGUUACGUGAUGCUGGGACUCCUCUUCCUUCUAAUUGUCCUCAAGAGAGAUAUUGUCCACAAUCGAGCUCUGGACCGCAACGACCACAAUGCGCUGGAAUGUGGUAUCCCAAAACACUUUGGUCUGUUUUAUGCCAUGGGAACUGCACUCAUGAUGGAGGGCUUGCUCAGUGCCUGCUACCACGUCUGUCCCAACUACACCAACUUCCAGUUUGACACCUCCUUCAUGUACAUGAUUGCCGGGCUGUGUAUGUUGAAGCUGUAUCAGAAGAGACACCCAGACAUCAAUGCAAGUGCUUACACUGCCUAUGCCUGCCUGGCUGCAGUCAUCUUCUUCUCUGUGCUUGGAGUGGUAUUCGGGAGGGGAAACACAGUCUUCUGGAUAGUUUUCUCAGUGAUCCACAUUCUGGCCACUCUCCUCCUCAGCACACAGCUCUACUACAUGGGCCGGUGGCGGCUCGACUCUGGGAUCAUGCGGAGGAUGCUGAAUGUCAUCUACACAGAUUUCAUCAGGCAGUGCAGUAUGCCUAUGUACAUUGACCGCAUGGUUCUACUUGUGAUGGGGAACAUAGUCAACUGGUCUCUAGCUGCCUACGGCCUCUUGGAGAGACCCAACGACUUUGCCUCCUACCUGUUGGCCAUCGCCAUCUGCAACCUGCUGCUCUACUUUGCCUUCUACAUCAUCAUGAAGCUGCGGAGUGGUGAGAGAAUCCAGUGUCUGGCCUUGGUGUUGAUUCUCUUCACGGCUGUGGUGUGGGGAUUUGCACUCUUUUUCUUCUUCCAGGGUCUCAGCACCUGGCAGAAAACACCAGCAGAGUCUCGUGAGCACAACAGAGACUGCAUCCUGCUUUCAUUCUUCGACGACCACGACAUUUGGCACUUUCUCUCGUCCAUCGCCAUGUUUGGAUCCUUCCUGAUUCUGUUGACUAUGGAUGACGACGUCGACCACGUCCCGAGAGACAAGAUCUUCGUCUUCUAGAUUUGUCGCUCCUCUGGUGAGGAGCUCAGCUCGUCUUCUCUGCCUUACUGCCCUCCUCCCUCACGCUCUCGCUCCGUUUGCGUCUCCUUCAUGUCCUCAAAGAGCACAGCCAGUAGCCUGUGUGUUUCCCAGGCUUUUCGACGGGCGUAUCUCCACCCCCCCACGGCCAAUCAGCCAGUCAGGGCAGGGCUGAAGCCCCUCCCCUUCCACUUGUACAGACACUAAUGUGCCAAUGAAGAGGUGAUAAAGCGCUGGAUCAAGAUGGAGCGAUGCUAAAGUGUUAUGUCCUCUCGCUGUCACCGUCGAUAUAAAUGUAGUACUUGAUGUUUACUUACUGCUGACGAUUAACAUAACAAUGUACACACUUGCUAAAAGAGAGAAAUAUUAACUUAUUUUAUACUGUCCACAUUACAUUUGACCUACAAAUCAACAAUGCAUUUUGAAAUUACUGUUUCUAUGCUGUGUGUGUGUGUGUGUGUGUGUGCGUGAGUGUGUUUGGAGAGCAUGUGUUUACAAACAUUGUGACAACAUGAAUUCUGUCCAGACUGUCAGUGGCCUUUAAUGUUCUAAUCACAUACUGUGCUCUGAUUGGUCGGAUCCUUCAGCUAGCCAUCCUUCUCAUUGGAGAACAUUGAUGACGAUGAUUGUACUUACUUCUCGACUGCAAAGAUAUAUUUUGCACUGUCCUGUUUAAAAAAACAGAUUUUAAUGUCAAUGUCAGUGCAAUGAGCGGUUACUAAAUAAAAGUUUCAUUUUCAGAUUUA